Messenger RNA from Antrostomus carolinensis (chuck-will's-widow), 700 nucleotides. Its product is annotated as dynein regulatory complex protein 11-like. Lineage: Eukaryota; Metazoa; Chordata; Aves; Caprimulgiformes; Caprimulgidae. The transcript has 4 exons. The annotation marks the transcript as partial. The record is from RefSeq and is a predicted model, not a curated record. Gene Ontology annotation, molecular function: protein binding.
CACUUACAAUAAGAUGUGGACAGAUGCCCAGAAAGACCUCGACAUCCAACUCCAGAGAGAAAGAGAAGAGUUCCUCCAGCCAGAGAAGGACUUUGUGAAAGUAUUCAAGAAGUUAGCUGCUUCCUACAUCAAAUACAUGCAAAUCUUCCGUAAGUUGGAGGCGGCACAUGACCACCUUGUUCACCAGCAGAAACGGGCAGUGAUUCGGCAAGUGCUAGAUGGUGUGAUUGGCCGGAUCCUGGAGGUGAAAAGAGAGAUGGUGAAGCUGGAGAACUCGGAGUUUCAAUAUGUUGAUGAUCUCCUGGAAGAUCUAAAGCUUGUCCCGGAAGACAUAGAAGUACCUAUCCCAAAAUAUUUCAUUAAAGAAAAGCUGGAAGACCUGCAGCAGAGGGAGAAAAUCCUUGAUCAGAUUUUGCUUGACAGUGGAUUACAAACAGAGAUACAAGUCAAGGCCAUGACAGUUGAAGAAGCCAUUAGAACGAUCCAGGUUGCAGAACGAGCUCGCCAAGGUCGUUGUCGAGCAGCAUUCAUGAAACAAAUUUACUUUGAAGAGAAGGGAAAAAGACAAACUAAACUUCAGGUCCAAGAGGGUCCAAAUCCAGAUGAUGCUGCCACGUGCAUUCAAAAGGUUUGGCGUGGAUAUAUCCAGCGCAAGAAAACAGAGAAAAUGAGAGAAGAGGAAAUGAUAUUUCUGGGGAUG